Molecule: messenger RNA, 411 nt
Organism: Rotaria sp. Silwood2
Lineage: Eukaryota; Metazoa; Rotifera; Eurotatoria; Philodinida; Philodinidae
Source: the annotation of a GenBank genome assembly
AUGGUUGGAAAAAAACGAUUGAUAAAUAUAGAAUGGUCAUUAAUAUUGGUUAUUGCAAAUGAAAUUCCAGGUGAUUUCAUUGAAUGUGGUGUUUGGAGAAGUGGAAGUUCAAUAUUUGUCCGUGCUGUAUUCAAAGCAUUGAAUAUUAAUGAUAGACAUGUUUGGUUAACUGAUUCAUUUCACGAUUUACCAAAAGCGAAAACAAACAAUGAUAAUGAUCAUUGGUCAAAAAAAGAAUAUUUAAAGGUUUCACUUGAAGAAGUUGAAGAAAAUUUUCGUUCAUUUAAUUUACUUGAUAAUCAAGUGCAUUUUUGUAAAGGAUAUUUUAUUGAUUCACUUUCUCGGUGUAAUGUUUCUAAUAUAGCUGUUCUUCGAAUGGAUGGUGAUAUGUAUGGAUCAACUAUGGAUUAA